Ornithodoros turicata is the source of this 4511-nucleotide messenger RNA. Its product is annotated as cGMP-dependent 3',5'-cyclic phosphodiesterase-like. The transcript is spliced from 31 exons. Bases 462 to 2687 code for a protein of 741 amino acids. Gene Ontology annotation, biological process: positive regulation of gene expression; negative regulation of receptor guanylyl cyclase signaling pathway; regulation of mitochondrion organization. Lineage: Eukaryota; Metazoa; Arthropoda; Arachnida; Ixodida; Argasidae. Gene Ontology annotation, molecular function: 3',5'-cGMP-stimulated cyclic-nucleotide phosphodiesterase activity; 3',5'-cyclic-AMP phosphodiesterase activity; 3',5'-cyclic-GMP phosphodiesterase activity. Gene Ontology annotation, cellular component: nucleus; synaptic membrane; mitochondrial inner membrane. The record is from RefSeq and is a predicted model, not a curated record.
CUCUUCCCUGCAGCGAAACUGUGAUGCGGAAGAAUCGGCAAAGUUGCAGUAGCGCACGUUCUGAUAAUCGAUUACGUUCACCGUGUGUUGGUGCUUGGUAGUCGACUGUUCUGUGUGAAGUUUCGUGUUUGCCUUGUGUUGUCACUGUUUUGCUUCUGCGUGCAUCCAAAGGAGACCGGGAGUUUUGCAGUGGAGAAGGAAGAGGAGGUUGACGGCGGCGGUCGUUUCGAUUUUUGCAAGGACAUCAUCGGUUGACAUCGCUGGUGGCUAAGAAGAAAGAAGAAAAUGGCGUUCUGAAUCAUUCCAUUGUGUGCCUCCCUCAUCAAGGAGCCAAGAAAUACAUUCGCGAUGAAAACGUGAACAGCGUUCCACUCAACUGGCAUCCAAUCAAAGGUUGGGAAAAUGCCCUCUACAUCCGACCCAUUCACUUGUGAUGCUGCCCAAUAAAGAGAUUCGGUUAAAUGGGAUCCAUAUUGGGAAUUCUGCGAAAAAAAAAGCAAAGGUGGCCUCAUUUCAAAGGAAUGCAAUCAGACCCCCAGGGGUUAUUGCAAUUAUGUGCUAGCUUGUAUGAUCCACUCACGACAGAUAUCCAGUUGAAAGUCAACGAAUAUCUACAAAGAACAACAUCGUGCGAGCAUGCUUUUGUUCUCUUGGUGUCCGAGGACCAGGAUGAGUUGCUGUGUAAAGUUGUAGGCGAUCGGGUUCUAGAAGAACAGGCAAAAUUCUCGGCCGUUAACAAUAGCUUCAGCUGUGCACUGUCCGAUAAGAGGCCACUGUGCUUAGAUGAUAUUCAUCACGACCAUAGAGAUGAGGUGAGCCGACUGAUCGGCUCUGUGCUGCACUCCCUGCUGUGUGUCCCGGUGGUGCAUCCCAAGUUUACAGAUAGAGUCGUCAUGCUGCCCUGCGUGGUGAAUAAGUCAAAUGGAAAAGAUUUCACCAAAAAGGACGAAGCUAUCUUAAGAGAGUGCUUUCAGUGUAUCACACCCUGCCUUCUCAAGUCUACCGUCUACGAAGAGGAAAAGAGGCUAAGGGAGGAGUGUCAGUCUCUGCUUACUGUGGCCAAGAACCUCUUCACGCAUCUUGAUGAUGUCACGUUGCUGCUUCGAGAGAUCAUGGCAGAUGCAAGGAAUCUAACAAAAGCGGAAAGGUGUUCGCUCUUCUUGCUGGACAAAGAUCAGAAUGAGCUGGUUGCGAAGGUGUUUGACGGACAUCUUGCUGAGGACGGCUCUGAGACAAUGACAGAAGUCAGAAUACCUGCUAAUCAAGGGAUAGCUGGCUACGUUGCAACAACAGGCGAGCUCUUGAACAUCAGCGACGCUUACUCUCAUCCACUCUUCUACAGAAAGAUGGACGAGACCACAGGUUUUAAAACGAGGAAUAUCUUGUGCUUUCCAAUCAAGGAUGAAUCUGCUGUCAUUGGUGUCGCAGAGCUCUGUAACAAAGUGAACGGAAAGUAUUUCACCUUCUUCGAUGAAGAGAUGGCCAAGGCAUUUUCCAUAUACUGCGGCAUUAGCAUUAUGCAUUCUCUAAUGUGGAAGAAAGUACGGGACGCUCAGCACAGGAGUAAAUUAUCCAAUGAGCUCAUGAUGUACCACAUGUUGGUUUCACAAGAAGAUGUAAAGCAACUUGUCAGCAAGCCGGUCCCACCGUCAUCCUCAUAUGAUCCCGACUUCUCAAAAUUCUCAUUCACACCAAGGGUGAUACCAGAGAAGACAACCACACUGGUUGUAAUUACAAUGUUCGAUGAACUAGGCUUUACAGCCAGGUGGAAAAUUCCUAGGGAGUCACUGGCAAAGUUUGUGCUGAUGGUGAAGAAAGGUUAUCGAGAUCCUCCGUACCACAAUUGGAUGCACGCAUUUGCUGUCGCCCACUUUUGCUACCUUGUCCUCAAGAAUCUCAGCCUCAUGGGCACCUACCUAACAGAACUUGAGGCUUUUGCUCUCUUUGUGGCCUGCUUAUGUCAUGACCUGGACCAUAGGGGUACCAACAAUUCAUUCCAGCUCACCUCCAAAUCAAUUUUAGCAUCAUUGUACAGUUCCGAAGGCUCAGUCAUGGAGCGGCACCACUUUGCUCAAGCGAUGGCAAUAUUGAACACAGAGGGGUGUAAUAUUUUUGAGAACCUGUCAAGGAAGGAGUACACAGAAUGCUUGGACCAAAUGAGAGAGGUUAUCCUUGCUACUGACUUGGCGCACCACUUCAGAAUAAUUGAUGAACUCAAAGAAAUGGCUGUAGAGGGUUACAACUUCGACAAUCAGAAGCACCACAAUCUCUUGCGGAGCAUGCUGGUGACAUGCUGUGACCUUUCGGACCAGACCAAGGAUUGGAGAAGCUCCAAGAAGAUAGCGGAGCUGAUCUACAGUGAGUUUUUCUCACAAGGUGACCUUGAAAAGGCCAUGGGAGUGAAGCCCAGUGAAAUGAUGGACAGGGAGAAAGCAUGCAUCCCUGAGCUGCAGAUCAAUUUCAUACAGACCAUCGUCAAGCCAGUGUUUGAUUUGCUGGCUGAGAUGUUUCCCGAAGCCAAAGAGCCUGCAGACGCUGUGGACCACAAUAAGGUGUACUGGGAGAGGGUGAGCGACAUCUGUCGACGGCGCAACGCCAACUGCACUUCAUCCCUGGACAUCUUCGAAGACGAGAAGCUGGAGAAGGAGGUGAUGCUCUGUCUGGGGAAAAUAGAAGAACAAGAGUGAAGGAACACCAGGGCACGAAACCAUGCAAUUCUUCGCCUCCAGUCUCUCACUUCCGAGCACCCUUUGGAUACCGGCCUAGAGCAUUUGUGAUAACUGCGUCACACUCACGAGACCACGUCGCGUGAUCGCCUGCUCCAGUGUUAGGUGCACUUCCUCACAUUCACUCUCGCUUCCACCACAACCUCGGCCACCGACACCUCCACCGUUCGUUCACCGCCAGUGUCGGCACGUCGUCUGCUUCCAUCGUCGUCUGCACAGCAUCGUGCUUCCGAUCAAGGUUGCCAGGCAAAAUCCUGGUAGGCAGCUAAGAGAGGGAAAGGGAGCGACGACGAUUGGCCUCUGUUCGAAAAGGUGUGGGGACCAAGACUAGUUUUUUUUUUUUCUUCUUUUCCUUUUUUGAACAGCAUAGACUACAGACGUUAGACCGAGGCCACUUCCCUCGGACCGUGUGCAGACUAAAAGGCACUGGUUCUUUUUUUUUACGGCAUUUGACAAAGCGAAGGUGCUUAACCCGUGUAGAUAUUACUUUCAUAGAUAGCAUAGCUCGUGUUUUCUACCUUAUUUAUAUUUUGUAGAUAUGUAUAUUUUUUCUAGUACUCUUCAUCCGCAUUUUUUGUUGUUCUCAUGACACUUUUUAUGCAACCUGUUUUGUCGUGAACCUUCGGUGUUAUCGUAGAGAAGGGACAGGAAAAAAAAAAAUGCAUGUACGUGAACACGUGCAGCAGUUGGUCCUGGCAACCUUGCAAGGAAGGUCUUUAGCAAUACCCACACUUGUUAGUAGCAAGCCUACACCUUAAGCGUCGCUGUGACCAUCUAGUCCUGAACACAAGUGUGUUUAGAAAUGUCUUUAUCAUUGUUAUUUUUUACACCUCGCUCACUGACGGUAGCGCCCUCACGCGUUUUUGUGCGUAUUUGUAGUGCUAGCACAUUUUUUUCUCCGACUGAACGCAAUUCUCUUAUCAUUUCAACACCAAGUUUUAAUUUUGAUGAACGAAGCUGCCUUUCUCAGAGGGCACCUCUUGUAGAAACGUUUCCUUUUCACGUUAUUUAUACACCUGUACAAAAUAUAUUUUGAAUGUACAGAAAAUGUAUGAUUGCCGUCGUUGCGCAGCAAUGUGUACGAUUUCCAGGUGUGGGAGUUACGUUUGUGACAGAUUAACUUAAGCCUAAUGUAAGCUCACCGUGGCAUGUCCAUUUCUCAUUUGAUAUUGCACCAAAAACAGGUAUAUAAGCCAUCCCACAAAGUGACUACAGAAUGUUUUGACAAAGUAUACCGCAACUGUUUUGUUGGCAAAAAAAGAACGAGCAAAAUGUUGCCGAGGAUUUUGUAACAACGUGUCGCCGACAAAAAAAAAAAAAAAAUUGCUCCAAAGUAGGUAAACCCUGUGUGGUAGAAACUUAACCUGUCCAACACAGACAUUCGAACAUGCCAUGCUCCAGUCCGUACAAAUGUUAAACAUGCUAGAUUUGUAUUCAGCAUUUGUUAACAGCAACCAGGUCACUUGUUGAUGUUGAAAGAAUGGUUGUGAAAAUUGAAGGGAAUGUAUAUAAGCCUUUAUUUUUUCCUUUCAAUUAUGUAAAUAUUGUUUCAUUUUCACAAGCUCUUCACCAUAUAAAACACCAGUGGUAUCACACCAGCAAUGCAUUUGAUGCCACGCUCCGCUGCGGAGGUCGUAGACACGUCGAGGCCCCCUUUCUCGAGGACCUCUCACCUAUUGUGUAAAUGUGUAAAUUAGUUUAAGGUACCAAACGAAAGCCUCGAGUGCUAGCAUGGGGAGGCUUUGUCUAUUUUAUGUGUUAAUAAAUGUAUCGACUAUCCUCUUA